AACCUUUCGGAGACAAAAAAAGAGACCCCGUUUGGACGACCAAGCUGACAGACAAAAACGGCCACCGUUAGCUAGUCUACACUAGAUUUAUUCCUAAAAUAACGGUCACAUAAACAGGAAUAUCUGCUUUCUCAAUUUAUUGCGAGAGGUCGGAGAAGACCUUGGCCCCUGUUGGAACUGGAUGAGUAAAAAACCCACCUUAAAUCACUAUCAUGAUAAGAGCACCAGCGGUCUCCCCCCCGCCCAAUAGAGACUGUGAUGAGAGCGCACCUGAACAGUGGGAGAUUGAUCCUCAACCGUUACUAUCCCCUGUCGUCGAUGACACCCCGCUUUUCAUCCCUCUAACCCGAUGUAUGAAUUUGACGGAUGCUUUGCACAGACGACGACAGAAUCCGAGAGGAGAGUGGUAUGAUAACACGGUGUACAGCGACAUCGACCAUCCCGACCAACACGUCGUCUCGAUGAAUACAUAUGAGGACCAUAACGGUGCAUAUCUAUCUCAAGUAGAAGAAAUCGCUAGGAAUUCAGAUGUCGGGUUGCACGAUUUCGACAGUCAUUGGGAUCAUUCUGAGUUCGAUCACAGCAACUCACCACAUAAAUCAGUGGAGACCAUCAUGCACCGUAGAAAAACAACCGUGCGAGAGAAGGGUCGUCGGCAGGCUGUCCGUGGCCCUGCAUACAUGUUCAGUGAGCGGGGCACCAGUCUCACUUCAGAGGAGGAGCGCUUCCUAGAUGCUGCCGAGUACGGGAACAUCCCAGUGGUACGCAAGAUGCUGGAGGAGUCCAAAACCCUCAAUGUCAACUGCGUGGACUACAUGGGCCAGAAUGCGCUGCAGUUAGCCGUGGGCAAUGAGCACUUGGAGGUAACAGAGCUUCUGCUGAAGAAGGAGGGGCUGGCACGUGUGGGCGAUGGCCUCCUCUUGGCCAUCAGUAAGGGUUAUGUACGCAUCGUAGAGGCCAUCUUGGCUCACCCAGCGUUCAGUGGUGGGCUGCGCCUCACCCUAAGCCCCCUGGAGCAGGAGCUAAGAGAUGAUGACUUUUACGCCUACGAUGAGGACGGCACGAGGUUUUCCCAUGACGUGACCCCUGUCAUCCUGGCCGCACACUGCCAGGAGUAUGAGAUAGUGCACACUCUGUUGAUGAAGGGCGCACGCAUCGAGAAGCCCCAUGACUACUUCUGUAAGUGCAACGAAUGUCAUGAUAAGCAGUGCAGAGACUCGUUCAGCCACUCCCGCUCCAGGAUGAACGCCUACAAAGGCCUGGCCAGCGCCGCCUACCUGUCCCUGUCUAGUGAGGACCCCGUGUUCACUGCCCUGGAACUCAGCAAUGAGCUGGCUCGCCUCGCCAACAUUGAGACUGAGUUCAAGAACGACUACAGGAAGCUGUCCAUGCAGUGUAAAGACUUUGUGGUGGGAGUGCUUGACUUGUGCCGAGACACGGAAGAGGUGGAGGCCAUUUUGAAUGGGGAUGUGGACCAAGCUCUGCCCAGCGAUCAUAGUCGACCCUGUCUCAGCCGGGUCAAACUCGCAAUUAAGUACGAGGUCAAGAAGUUUGUGGCCCAUCCUAACUGCCAGCAGCAACUCCUGACCCUGUGGUAUGAAAACCUAGCUGGGCUCAGGCAGCAGUCUGUUGGGGUUAAAUGUUGGACUGUCUUGGGAGUAGCAAUUGGGCUCCCUUUCCUCGCUAUUUCAUACUGGAUCAUGCCCUGCAGUAAGUUGGGGCAGAUUCUCAGAAGUCCCUUCAUGAAGUUUGUGGCCCAUGCGGUGUCAUUCACCAUCUUCCUUGGCCUGUUGGUGAUCAAUGCCUCAGACCGCUUCGAGGGGGUCAAGAAUCUUCCAAAUGAGACUAUAACCGACCACCCUCAUCAGGUUUUCAGGGUCAAAACCAGUCAGUUUUCUUGGACUGAGAUGCUCAUCAUGAACUGGGUGCUUGGGAUGAUCUGGUCAGAGUGUAAAGAGAUCUGGGCUGAUGGGCCAAGGGAGUACAUCAUGCACCUGUGGAAUGUGUUAGACUUUGGCAUGCUGUCCAUCUUUGUGGCUUCGUUCACGGCUCGACUCAUGGCCUUCUUGAGGGCCUCUGAGGCCCAGCUGUAUGUGGACAUGUAUGUGCCUCACAUGCCCAACAUAGACCUGAGCAACGCUUCACUGCCUCCGAAUGUGGCAUACUACACCCACGCCAGGAACAGAUGGUUACCAUCAGACCCUCAACUCAUCUCUGAGGGUUUGUACUCAAUUGCAGUGGUGCUCAGUUUCUCCCGCAUUGCCUACAUUUUGCCUGCCAAUGAGAGCUUUGGCCCACUUCAAAUCUCCCUUGGACGGACUGUCAAGGACAUCUUCAAGUUCAUGGUCAUCUUCAUAAUGGUCUUCCUGGCUUUCAUGAUUGGCAUGUUUAAUCUAUAUUCAUAUUACCUUGGUGCAAAGUACAAUCCUGCCUUCACCACGGUGGAGGAGAGCUUUAAGACUCUAUUUUGGUCCAUCUUUGGCCUGUCCGAGGUUAUCUCUGUGGUUUUGAAGUAUGACCAUAAGUUCAUCGAGAACAUUGGUUAUGUUCUCUUUGGUGUCUACAAUGUAACCAUGGUAAUCGUACUGCUCAACAUGCUUAUUGCAAUGAUCAAUCACUCCUAUCAAGAGAUUGAGGAGGAUGCUGAUGUUGAGUGGAAGUUUGCCCGGGCCAAACUCUGGCUCUCCUACUUUGAUGAGGGUCGUACUCUGCCUCCACCAUUUAAUCUGGUUCCCAGCCCCAAGUCCUUCUACUACCUAGCCCUGCGCAUAAGGGCUUGUCUGGUGAAGCUGUGUAAGGCCAAAGCCCGUCACCACGACAACCAGCCAGAGACUUGUAUAAUCAAUUUGCGAUUUAAGCUCCAUCAGUACAGACCUCAAAAGAGGACACCGGGGCAGGAUGACUUCACCAUUCGGAAACCCAUCAAACAUCCUACUCGAUACCAGAAACUAAUGAAGAGGCUCAUUAAGCGAUAUGUGCUAAAAGCUCAGGUUGACAGUGAAAACGACGAAAUCAAUGAGGGUGAGCUAAAGGAGAUCAAGCAAGACAUUUCAAGUCUGCGCUAUGAACUCCUGGAGGAGAAGUCUCAGGCAACGGAUGAAUUAGCUGACUUGAUCCAACAGCUUGGGGACAAGCUUAGCAAGAACGUCAAGAAACCCUGACGACUUUGAAUUCAACCUUAAAAAGUAGAUAAAUAGGGUGUUGCUAGAUUCAGAGAUCUUAUGCCACGUUGAGGUUGGAUGGGCUAGCUACCUGUAGUUGUUUCCCAAAAUAUUUCAUAAAUAAACAAUAAUCCGGGUUGGGGGUACAUUUAUUAAUAUGGAAUUUCUGAAUUGAAUUAAAUUCAUCCAUGAAUUGAAAUUUGCAUUUGAAUUGGCCACACCACAAGUUAAGCUGAAUCUUUACUGAAUUUGAAAUAAAGGAGAAACCAAACCAUUUGAAACAAGUCUCAGAUCCUUUGGCAAUUAUUUUGCCAAAAGCAACUGCCACCUCUCACUAAAGAAUACAGACACCUUUAAAAUAUGACCAUUUCAAAAAUCAGCUUGAUUUUAACUCAAAAGGUCAGUAUUUUGUUAGUAUUUUUGUAAUGAGAUAUUAGGCUAUUCCAUUCCAUUAUGUGGUGUUUGAUCUAAUGUGAUCUGGGAUAUGUGUUUUUUUUUUAUAUAACAAACAUACAUAUAUAGUGAAUUAUUUAUAAACAAUCUACAAAAGGAACAUACAAUAUUUCCUGACCUUUCUAAUUACAUAAUACGUCUCAUAAAUAUGUUUUUCACCAAGGAAUUUAAUGAUCACAAUGGAAAUAAGUCUUUACAUUUUUUGUGAUAUCCCUGUCACAAUUUUAAAAUGUGUGUACUGUGUGAACACGUUUUUUUUUAAACUGCCAAAUAAAAUCUUUCAGUCUACGCUGCUGCCUCCAGGAUUCUGAAUUCUGUCCCAUUAGUAUUUUAGCACACCCUCUAUAUAAAUUGACAAUGAGGAUGUCAAAAUAAACUUGUCUAUAGUAAUUUAUCUAGUAU
Molecule: messenger RNA, 4016 nt
Organism: Esox lucius (northern pike)
Lineage: Eukaryota; Metazoa; Chordata; Actinopteri; Esociformes; Esocidae
Product: short transient receptor potential channel 7-like
Exons: 12
Coding region: 213-3161 (982 amino acids)
Biological process (GO): manganese ion transport; calcium ion transmembrane transport; regulation of cytosolic calcium ion concentration
Cellular component (GO): membrane; cation channel complex
Molecular function (GO): protein binding; store-operated calcium channel activity; inositol 1,4,5 trisphosphate binding
Source: RefSeq, a predicted model, not a curated record